AUGUCAUCAAAUCGAAAUUCUUUAAAUUCAUCUCCAGUACUAACAGCUGGAGAAAUUGAUGGUUUCGAAUCUUCAGCUCAAGUAAUAAUUCCACGUCCAAAUAGUGCUACUUCAUCCGGUUUUGGUUCCGCACGUUCAACUGUUAUCAAUGGUUCUGAUUUAACAUCGAUUUCACAUUAUCCGUCACGUGAGGAAUUAUUGAAGAACAUCAAUGAUUUACGUGUUGAAUUAGCGCGUAAAGAUGCAAAAAUUAACGAUUUACAGGAUUAUAUUGGAAAAUUACUUUCAAGAAUUAUGGAAAAAAAUCCGGAAAUGUUGGAAGUUAAACCACCACGUGGUUUUUUCACUAGACAUUAG
Molecule: messenger RNA, 357 nt
Organism: Loa loa (African eye worm)
Lineage: Eukaryota; Metazoa; Nematoda; Chromadorea; Rhabditida; Onchocercidae
Exons: 2
Coding region: 1-357 (118 amino acids)
Source: RefSeq, a predicted model, not a curated record